Zasmidium cellare ATCC 36951 is the source of this 1926-nucleotide messenger RNA. RefSeq lists its product as uncharacterized. The transcript has 5 exons. Gene Ontology annotation, molecular function: flavin adenine dinucleotide binding; N,N-dimethylaniline monooxygenase activity; NADP binding. NCBI's taxonomy places the organism in Eukaryota, Fungi, Ascomycota, Dothideomycetes, Mycosphaerellales, Mycosphaerellaceae. Bases 1 to 1926 code for a protein of 641 amino acids. The record is from RefSeq and is a predicted model, not a curated record.
AUGGCGACUGCGACUGCUGUAGAAAGACUGGAAGCGAACGUCCCAGCAGCCGAUUUGAACGGUCCACAUGUGGCGAACUCGGUUGAUGUCGUCGAAAAGUAUGCCCAAGAGCGAGAGAAGCGCAUCGGCAAGGGUCUUAGCCAGUUCGUCGACCUCAGAGAGUCAGCGAAGUUCAAGUCGUUGCUUGAUGAUCCCUGGGUCGAGCCUGGCACUCCAAUCAACGAAGUCGUCUCCGAUGGAGGCCACUGCAGAGUCCUCAUAGUGGGAGCUGGAUAUGGAGGUAUCUUGUUUGCUGUGAAUCUCAUCAAGGCAGGAUUCAAUGUGUAUGAUAUCGUGAUCGUCGAUCCUGGUGGAGGCUUUGGAGGGACUUGGUAUUGGAAUCAUGUCGAGGCAUACAUAUAUAUGCCUCUUCUGGAGGAGAUGCAGUACAUGCCGAAGCACAAGUACGCAGGGGGCGAAGAACUCCGCGAAUACGCCGAGAGCAUAUGCCGCAAGUACAACCUCUUUGAUCGGGCCAUGUUUCAGUCCAGCGCCAAGAAGAUGUCAUGGGACGAUGACAAGCAAGAAUGGAAGAUCGUGAUAUCUCAAACGCCCAAAGGACUGCAGCCCAAGGUCAUCGACGUUUCUGCUGAUUUUGUCAUUCUUGCGAGUGGUGUCCUUGACAACGCAAAAUUGCCAGAUGCGGCGGGCAUUGAGGAGUUUCAAGGCGAUAUGUUCCAUACUGCUCGUUGGCAUUACAACGUUACUGGUGGCGGCCCUACAGAUCCAAGAAUGACGCGUCUGCGAGAUAAGAAAGUCGGUAUCAUUGGCACAGGUGCAACGGCCAUCCAGGUAGUCCCACGAUUGGCAGAAUGCUCCAAAGAACUUUACGUGUUCCAGAGAACCCCAUCCGCCGUGGCAGCGAGAAACAAUCGCACAACUGAUCCGUUCGACUGGACGACAGAGAUUGCCAACAAGCCAGGGUGGCAGCGGGAGCGAAACUUGAAUUACUUCGCAUUUGUCGGCAAUGCUGAACCCAAGCCAGCCGUGGAUCUUGUCAAAGAUGGCUGGACUUCAAUGCCGAGCUUCAGUGCGCUGAUUGCUGGUCCAAGCUAUAAUGUCACUCCAGAGAAUGCUGCUGAGCAUGUGUCGAAAAUGUACGCUCUUGAUCGUCCGAUCCAAGAUAGGGUGCGGAAACGAGCCUUGGAUGCUGUGGACGAUCCUCAGACCGCGAGCAAGCUGCAAGCGUGGUAUGCUGGGUGGUGCAAACGACCUUGCUUCCAUGACGAGUAUCUGCCUGCCUUCAACCACCCGCACGUCAGGCUCGUUGACACAGAUGGCAAAGGCAUAGACCGGCUAUCACGUAAUGGAGUCAUUGCUAGUGGUCAUGAAUACGAACUUGAUGUGAUAGUGUGGGCAUCGGGAUUUGUGUCACCUGCUGUUGGCACGCCGGCAUCCAAGGCAAGCAUCGACUUGACUGGCAGGCGAGGGGAGCGAUUGGAGGAGAAAGUUCGCGAGAAGGGCGUUUCAUCGCUUCAUGGUGUUGUUAGCCGAGGGUUCCCAAAUAUGUUCUGGCCAGGUCCCUUCCAGACCGCUGCGAGUCCAAACCAGAUGUUCCUGUUGGAGACACUCAGUUCCCAUGUCGCGUAUAUCGUAGCCGAGGCAAGUUGCCGGACCGGAGGCAAAGCUGUAGUUGAACCUACCGCUGAAGCGGAGGAGCAGUGGGCAGCGCGUAUAUUGGAAGGCGCAGCCGUCUUCUCCAGCGUGGCGGGCUGCACCCCAAGCUACAUCAACAAGGAAGGCGAGGUCGAUAACAUGACCAUGGAAGAGAAGAUCAAGGCGGCUAAAGGCGGCGUCUGGGCCAAAGGCAUCGUUGAUUAUGUCCAUGCCCUUGAAGCCUGGCGAAAAGAGAACACUCUACACGGGCUAGAGAUCAAAAGCGGCUGA